This is a messenger RNA of Lagopus leucura (white-tailed ptarmigan), 1591 nucleotides long. Its product is annotated as bile acid-CoA:amino acid N-acyltransferase-like. Gene Ontology annotation, molecular function: fatty acyl-CoA hydrolase activity. The transcript has 4 exons. Gene Ontology annotation, biological process: acyl-CoA metabolic process; fatty acid metabolic process. Lineage: Eukaryota; Metazoa; Chordata; Aves; Galliformes; Phasianidae. The coding region runs from base 481 to 1560 and encodes 359 amino acids. Gene Ontology annotation, cellular component: peroxisome. The record is from RefSeq and is a predicted model, not a curated record.
ACUGCAGCCUCCUGCCUGCUCUUUUAGGCUGGGAGACAGCAGGGAGGUGGGAGGAAUGAAGGAGUUGAGCUGGAAGCCCAUGUGCACCUCUUCACAGUUGUAGAUAGAUUUCUUGCCUUACGAGCGCCUAUUUCUGCGUUUUUCCUGCUGGUUGUGUUUCCCUGUGCUGCGCUGAACAAGCAGUUGCUGGAGGGAGCCAUCCCACGCACCCUGGGCAGAGGGAAGCACGGGCAGUUAACUGGAUGCAACAUCUGUGGGUUCUCCACUGGGGCAGGCGGAGCUCCCCGCUGCUGCAUCCCCACCCCUAGUAGGGGAAAGGCUGAGGAGCCUGCCAUGGGGCGGGGCAGAACUGUGGGUCAUCAGCCUCGCGGCUGCAUUCUUUUUGCUUCCUGGGUUAAUGAUUGCUGGGGUGGCGAGGUGCUGCCAGUCUCCAGCACGCAGUAAUUGACCUCACCUUCGCCUGCUCUGCGGGGGUGCACCAUGGUGGAGGUGAUGGUGAUGCCGAGCUCCUCGCUGGCUGACCAGAUGGUGCAGGUGGUGGUUUCUGGACUGGCUCCCUCGCAGUUGGUGACUCUGCGUUCCUGGCUGAUGGAUGAGCAUGGCGAGCGCUUCCAAGCACGUGCCUUCUACCGCUCCGAUGAGGAGGGCACAGUGGAUGUGGGGCGGCACGCUGCCCUGGGGGGCAACUACAGCGGCAUCUGGCCCAUGGGACUCUUCUGGUUCCUGCAGCCUGACAACCUCUUCAAGCGCCUGGUGAAGCGUGAUGUCAUGGGCAGCCCCUUCCUCAUCCACCUGGAGGUGUUUGACGGCCUCCGCCUGGUGUCGGGGCAGCAGGAUGAGCCUCUGGCCACCUGCACCGCCGAGCGGUGGUACGUGGGCCCUGGUGUGCAGCGGGUGCCCAUCCGCGAAGGGAGGGUGCGGGGGGCCCUGCUGCUGCCACCAGGCCCAGGGCCCUUUCCAGCAGUGAUCGACUUGUUUGGGGGUGCGGGUGGUCUCAUUGAGUUCCGGGCUGGGCUGCUGGCCAGCCGGGGCUUUGCAGUGCUGGCCUUGGCUUUCUUCGCCUACGAGGACCUCCCCAAAGGCCUAACCCAGCUCGACCUGGACUAUUUCGAGGAGGCUGCCGAGCUGCUCCUGCAGCACCCGAAGACCGAGCGCAUGCUCUUCACCGAGCUGGGUGCCAUGGACAACUCGGCCAUCUUCACCGACCCGCGCAGCCCAGCCUGCAGCUCCUCGGCCAUCCCGGUGGAGAAGAUCCAAGGCAAGGUCCUCUUUGUGGUGGGUGAGGCCGAUCGCAGCUUCAACAGCAAACUCUUCGCCCAGCUGGCCGCGGAACGCCUGCCGCAGGACGCCUACCGCCUGCUGUCCUACCCUGGGGCUGGCCACCUCAUCGAGCCUCCCGGCUCACCCCUCUGCAGCAUCUCCAGCCUGCGUGGCAACCCUCUGCCUGUGGUGUGGGGCGGAGAGCCCCAGCCCCAUGCCAGGGCUCAGCAGCACUCGUGGCAGGAGAUUGUGCAGUUCUUGGAGCUGCACUUGAGCCCUGCUCCUGCUAUCAAGUUGUGAGCUGCUCAAUAAAGGCAAUGGUUGUACUGGG